Molecule: messenger RNA, 387 nt
Organism: Phycomyces blakesleeanus NRRL 1555(-)
Lineage: Eukaryota; Fungi; Mucoromycota; Mucoromycetes; Mucorales; Phycomycetaceae
Exons: 3
Biological process (GO): positive regulation of ubiquitin-protein transferase activity; protein neddylation
Cellular component (GO): ubiquitin ligase complex
Molecular function (GO): ubiquitin-like protein binding; ubiquitin conjugating enzyme binding; cullin family protein binding
Source: RefSeq, a predicted model, not a curated record
AUAGGCUACAUUACCAAAGAUGAGUGGAUGACGAGUAUGCAUCAAUUAGGAACCGACUCUAUCCAUUCAUUUAAGCAAAAGCUACCGAUGUUUGAGGCGAGCAUUCAUGAUCCGGAUACAUUGAAAGAAAUCUAUCGUUACACAUUCGGAUACGCAAAGAACAAAGGUCAAAAGUGUAUGGAUGUAGAGGUUGCCUGUGAGAUUUGGAACAUGUUGCUAGCCAAUAGCUUCCCAUUGACUGUCCAGUUUGUCGAUUUUCUGAGGGAAGCAGAUCCUGUUCGAGUUAUAAACAAAGACCAAUGGUCUAACUUUUUCGAAUUUGUGUCGAGUGUAUCUGAUGACUUGAUUGAUUAUGACGAAACAUCUGCAUGUAAGAUAUUAUAUAUA